AUGGCCACUGACGCGACCGGCAAGGAUCAUGCGCUCCCUCAUAAUGGCGGGGAGAAAAAUUACCUCGAGUUUCUGUUUCCGAGGCCCAGACGUCUCAUUACCUCGAUUUACGCGGCCAACGCUGUUUUGCUCGCUUACGCAGCGGGGAACUCCCUCGUUUUUGCCGAGUACGCUUUGAAGGCCGUGGCACCGCACCUGCUUGACGCCCCGUCACCGCCUCCGGGAAAGGCUGUUAGUUGGUUAACGCCGUCUCCUGUGCGACUAGUUGCCUUUUCCUGCCUAUCUGGGGCCAUGCUACUUCACGGCCUCCACGUUUCUGCGGGACUGCGCCUACAGAACGUUUUGGGCAUUUCUAAAAUAGGGAUCCUUUGUGUUGUAGUCGCCACAGGUGCUGUUGCAGCCACCGGGAGGCUCGCGGAAGGCGUGGAACAUCCCGACAACUUUGAUUCAUGGAGUAAGAUUUGGGAAGGUUCGCGAUGGGGAGGGUCCGUAAUCAACGCUAACUAUGCCUUGUCGGAAAUGCGACGACCAGAGCGCACUUUGCGGAUUGCCGGGCCAAUCGCGAUCGGCGUUGUUACGGUGUUUUACCUCGCUGCCAAUCUGGCGUAUUUCUCUGCUGCCAGCAAAGACGCGAUCACUGGUUCCGGCCGGCUGGUUGCAGCGCUUUUAUUCAAAAACGUCUGGGGACCAAGAACUGAGAGAAUUCUCUCGGGAUUUGUUGCACUAUCGGCGCUCGGAAACGUGCUUUCAGUCAUUUCCAAUUCGGGACCAGUCAUUCUCGCAGGGUCGAGUGAACCAAUCAUUGGGGAAAGAAGGAAUCCUGUUCUUCAGCAAGGUCUGGGCUUCGGAAUGGCCAAGAAAGGCUCCUCUGGCGGGGCUGGCGCUACCAUCGUUGUUUUUGCACUGCCAGCUGGGGAUGCGUACAAUUUCGUAUUGAACGUUAUAUCGUACCCUUUAGCUGUUAUUAACUGCGUGAUCUCGUUUGGACUCGUGUGGACUCUCCUCCCAGCCACAUACACGUCGGGUGUUACCAGAAAGAUCGCAUCGCAUUCAACAAUCCUCGCUUCCUUUCUUUCCGCACCACCCAGCGACCCAGACCCACAACCAUCGAACGAUGUUGUAUUCCCUCGCCCCACCCCGUCUCUAGUCCUUAGCGCCCUAUUCUUCGGCUUCGCAAACGUGUUUCUGUUCGUACUUCCGUUCUUCAAGCCUCCAAAUGGUGCCGAACCCUACCAGCAUUUACCUUACUGGACGCAUGCCGCGGGCGGAUGGUCCGUGUUCCUGGUUGGUUUCGCCUGGUGGUACUUCCAGACCAGGAACUACACCUCUUGA
Coprinopsis cinerea okayama7#130 is the source of this 1332-nucleotide messenger RNA. RefSeq names its product high affinity methionine permease. Gene Ontology annotation, cellular component: membrane. The record is from RefSeq and is a predicted model, not a curated record. NCBI's taxonomy places the organism in Eukaryota, Fungi, Basidiomycota, Agaricomycetes, Agaricales, Psathyrellaceae. The transcript has 7 exons. Bases 1 to 1332 code for a protein of 443 amino acids. Gene Ontology annotation, biological process: amino acid transmembrane transport. Gene Ontology annotation, molecular function: L-amino acid transmembrane transporter activity.